UUCUAGUGUGCUCGUGCGCUUCAAUUUUCUAUAAAAGGCCUCCCUGCAAAACCACCUUCAAUCUUCACACUUGUAUUUUCAAUAUUAUCAAUGGCGAGCGGCAGCGGAUCUCCGUGCGGCGCAUGCAAGUUCCUCCGGCGGAAAUGCGCGGCGGACUGCGUGUUCGCGCCUUAUUUCUGCUCGGAGCAGGGCCCCGCGCGGUUCGCCGCCAUACACAAGGUGUUCGGCGCCAGCAACGUGUCGAAGCUGCUUCUGCACGUGCCUGCCGCCGACCGCUGCGAGGCCGUCGUCACCAUUGCCUACGAAGCCCAGGCCAGAAUCAGAGAUCCUGUCUACGGCUGCGUUGCUCAUAUCUUCGCCCUUCAACAACAGGUGGCAUAUCUGCAAGCGCAGGUGAUGCAGGCGAAAGCGCAGCUAGCACAAAACGUGAUGCGGAAUGGUGAUCAGAAUCAAUGGAAUUGCGGUGCAAUGGGGCCAUUUCCGGCAGCGAAUUACAGUAAUUUCUACUCGAGCAUAUCGCCUCAGAGCUCACUGGACUCGAUCGACCAGCAAGAAACCCAAAGCAGAGAAGAUAUUGAGCACUACUACACCAAGAAGAGACCUUCUCAGACUGAUCUCAGCGAGCUCCAAGCGCUAGCUCUCAGAAUGAUCAACAAUCAAGAUUGAUUAUUUACUUUUGUGUAAUGUUGUUGGGAUAACUGAUGAUCCAUAUAUGAUGAUGCUCACUGGCUAAAAUCUCUUCGAAUUGGGGUUUGUAUAUAAUGGAAAAUGAGAGAGGCAAUUAUAUAUAUAUACAUACAAUGAUUUCAGUCCUCUCUUUGCAGAGAUAUAGGAUAGUGCUAGUAUAUG
Molecule: messenger RNA, 849 nt
Organism: Salvia splendens (bonfire salvia)
Lineage: Eukaryota; Viridiplantae; Streptophyta; Magnoliopsida; Lamiales; Lamiaceae
Product: LOB domain-containing protein 16
Exons: 2
Coding region: 91-666 (191 amino acids)
Biological process (GO): positive regulation of DNA-templated transcription; hormone-mediated signaling pathway
Cellular component (GO): nucleus
Source: RefSeq, a predicted model, not a curated record